Penicilliopsis zonata CBS 506.65 is the source of this 900-nucleotide messenger RNA. RefSeq lists its product as hypothetical. The record is from RefSeq and is a predicted model, not a curated record. The transcript has a single exon. Gene Ontology annotation, biological process: maturation of LSU-rRNA; maturation of 5.8S rRNA. Gene Ontology annotation, cellular component: preribosome, large subunit precursor. NCBI's taxonomy places the organism in Eukaryota, Fungi, Ascomycota, Eurotiomycetes, Eurotiales, Aspergillaceae. The coding region runs from base 1 to 900 and encodes 299 amino acids.
AUGGGGCUUUCUACUUCACACAAGAAACGCAAGGUGCUUGAGGGGAUGCAGGGCAAGAUUGCUCGGCCGCAGAAGAAGAUGCGGAAGCAGCGCGAGUACCACAGCAGUUCUGAGGACGAGGCAGAGGAAGACUUCAAAGCCGUGGAUCUGGCGGAUUCGGAGGAAGAAGAGGAGACUACGAGACCUAGGAAACGUCCUACGGAGAAGGUGGCGGCGCAGAAGAAGACCAAGUCGCUGGGUGCGAACAAGAGAUCCAAUGCAGAAAACCCCCAACCUAGCUCUGGCGAGAGCGACGACGACAACGAUGACGAAGCCGACGGCGACGAGGAUGCCAGUGAUGACGAUGAUGUAUCGAUGGAGUCAGACGAUGGCAGCGAUGAAGACGGAGAUGGUGCGAAAAGCGAUCGGCGGAAGGUAUCGAAACGCAACGACCCGACAGCAUUCUCGACGUCUAUCUCGAAGAUUCUUUCGACCAAGCUUCCCAACUCGGCUCGAGCGGACCCCGUCCUAUCCCGCAGUCAAACCGCCGCGCAGACACAUACGGACUUCGCCGACGAGAAACUCGAGACACUGGCGCGCGCAAAGUUGCGCGCUGAGAAGAAGGAAGAUCUGGAUCGGGGUCGUGUGCGCGACGUGAUGGGUAUUGAAAGUGGACAGGCGGGUGAGGUCGCCGAAGAGGAGAAACGGCUGCGCAAGAUUGCGCAGCGCGGUGUGGUGAAGCUGUUCAAUGCCGUGCGGGCGGCGCAGGUGCGCGGCGAGCAGGCCGCCAGGGAGGAACGCAAGAAGGGGACGGUCGGCAUGGGUGAGCGUGAGAAGGCCGUCAAUGAGGUCAGCAAACAGGGUUUCCUCGAGCUGAUCAGUGGGAAGAAGGGAAAGCCGUUGCAGAUUGAGGAGGCUUAA